Molecule: messenger RNA, 8318 nt
Organism: Cebus imitator (Panamanian white-faced capuchin)
Lineage: Eukaryota; Metazoa; Chordata; Mammalia; Primates; Cebidae
Gene: CIC
Product: capicua transcriptional repressor
Exons: 21
Coding region: 142-7698 (2518 amino acids)
Biological process (GO): regulation of transcription by RNA polymerase II
Cellular component (GO): nucleus
Molecular function (GO): DNA-binding transcription factor activity, RNA polymerase II-specific; RNA polymerase II transcription regulatory region sequence-specific DNA binding
Source: RefSeq, a predicted model, not a curated record
CACCGCCCCGGCCGCAGCUGAUUGGUUGCGGGGCUCGCGGGUGGCGGUUGGCUGCUCCUUGCACCUCCCCCUCGUGCCGCUACCGCUGCCACUGAGAGGAGCUAUCGGCGACGCCAGAGCCAGUAAUACGGGUGGACAGAAAUGAAGCCAAUGAAGAAGACAUGCACUGGCCUCUCAGGUGCUGGCAGCGGCAGCAAGUCCCCUCCAGCCACCAGGGCCAAGGCUCUGAGGCGGCGAGGGGCUGGGGAAGGUGACAAGCCAGAGGAGGAGGACGACGAGGCACAGCAGCCACAGCCACAGCCCGGGACUGAAGAGGCUGAGGAGGGGGAGGAGGAGGAGGCUGAGCAGGGCCCUGGGGCUGAAGGUGCCCCACUGGAACUGCACCCUGGCGACCCGGCUCCAGGCCCAGCUGAGGACUCCAAGGGGGAUGGGGAGGCAGGCCGCUGGGAGCCCUCACUCAGCCGCAAGACAGCCACGUUCAAGUCGCGAGCGCCCAAGAAGAAGUAUGUGGAGGAGCACGGAGCUGGCAGUAGUGGGGUGGCUGGGGCCCCUGAAGAGCGGGUGCGGACCCCUGAGGAGGCCAGUGGCCUGGGGGUGCCUCCACGGCCACCCACCUCCACCCGUUCCUCCUCCACGGACACAGCCAGUGAGCACUCAGCAGACCUGGAGGAUGAGCCAGCUGAGGCUUGUGGUCCAGGCCCCUGGCCCCCCAGUAGCACCAGUGGUGGCUAUGACCUGCGGCAGCUGCGGUCCCAGCGGGUGCUGGCCCGGCGUGGUGAUGGCCUCUUCCUGCCAGCUGUGGUGCGCCAGGUGCGCCGAAGCCAGGACCUGGGCGUGCAGUUCCCUGGUGACCGAGCCCUGACGUUCUACGAGGGGGUGCCAGGCAGUGGUGUGGAUGUGGUUUUGGAUGCCACACCACCACCAGGUGCCCUGGUGGUGGGCACAGCUGUCUGUACCUGUGUGGAGCCCGGCGUGGCUGCCUACCGGGAAGGUGUGGUGGUGGAGGUGGCCACCAAGCCAGCUGCCUACAAGGUCCGUCUCAGCCCCAGCCCCAGCUCCCAGCCAGGCCCACCAGGCAGCCUCCCACAGCCCCCACAGCCACUGCACCGUGAGCCCGAGGAGGCCGUGUGGGUGGCCCGCUCCAGCCUGCGCCUGCUUCGGCCCCCCUGGGAACCUGAGGCCCUGCUGAGGAAACCCCCCAUAGGCCCCGAGGAAGAGCAGGCAGAGCCUAGGGCCACCCUGCCACCCUGCCCUGCCGCCCUGGACCCCAAACAGCCCGAGGAUGCUGAAGUCUCUAAGAUCAGCUUUGGUGGCAACCUGGGUACUCACUGUGAGGAGGGCGAGGAGAAGCACACUCCAGCCCUGGGCACCCCAGCCCUGCUCCCACUGCCCCCACCCCAGCUCCUGUCGCCACCACCCAAGUCUCCAGCCUUUGUGGGCCCUGGCCGACCUGGCGAGCAACCCUCGCCCUGCCAGGAGGGGAGCCAGGGCGGCAGCCGCAGCAGCAGUGUGGCCUCCCUGGAGAAGGGGACCGCGCCAGCAGCCCGGGCCCGUACGCCACUGACGGCUGCCCAACAGAAGUAUAAGAAAGGCGAUGUGGUCUGCACACCCAGCGGAAUCCGAAAGAAGUUCAAUGGCAAGCAGUGGCGCCGGCUGUGCUCGAGAGAUGGUUGCAUGAAGGAGUCACAGCGGCGAGGCUACUGCUCACGCCACCUGUCCAUGCGAACCAAAGAGAUGGAGGGCCUGGCAGACAGCGGGCCUGGGGGAGCGGGCCGGCCAGCGGCCGUGGCAGCCCGUGAGGGCAGCACGGAGUUUGACUGGGGUGAUGAGACAUCGAGGGACAGCGAGGCCAGCAGUGUGGCGGCUCGUGGAGACUCGCGACCACGCCUGGUGGCCCCUGCUGACUUGUCACGCUUUGAGUUCGACGAGUGUGAGGCAGCCGUGAUGCUAGUGUCACUGGGCAGCUCGCGCUCAGGCACCCCAUCCUUCUCACCCGUCUCCACUCAGUCGCCCUUCUCGCCAGCCCCGUCGCCCUCACCCUCGCCACUCUUUGGCUUCCGCCCCGCCAACUUCAGCCCCAUCAACGCUUCGCCAGUCAUCCAGCGCACUGCAGUCCGCAGUCGCCACCUGAGCGCCAGCACCCCUAAGGCAGGCGUGCUGACGCCACCAGACCUGGGCCCCCACCCGCCGCCACCUGCCCCCCGAGAGCGCCACUCCUCUGGCAUCCUACCCACCUUCCAGACCAACCUGACCUUCACCGUGCCCAUCAGCCCUGGGCGACGGAAGACAGAGCUGUUGCCACACCCAGGGGCCUUGGGGGCCCCUGGCACAGGGGGUGGAGGAGCCGCCCCAGACUUCCCCAAGAGUGACAGCUUAGACUCUGGUGUGGACUCGGUGUCUCACACGCCUACACCCUCCACGCCGGCUGGCUUCCGGGCUGUGUCCCCUGCCGUGCCCUUCUCUCGCUCCCGCCAGCCCUCACCAUUGCUGCUGUUGCCCCCGCCUGCCGGCCUGACCUCGGAUCCAGGGCCCUCUGUGCGCAGGGUACCUGCCGUGCAGCGGGACUCACCUGUCAUUGUCCGCAACCCAGAUGUGCCACUGCCCUCCAAAUUCCCUGGGGAGGUGGGCACUGCUGGUGAUGUGCGGGCUGGGGGACCUGGGCGGGGCUGCCGGGAGACCCUGGUGCCCCCUGGGGUGGCCAGUGGGAAGCCUGGCCUGCCCCCACCUCUGCCAGCCCCUGUGCCCAUCACCGUGCCUCCAGCUGCACCGACUGCUGUGGCCCAGCCGAUGCCCACCUUUGGCCUGGCUUCUUCUCCCUUCCAACCCGUGGCCUUCCACCCCUCACCUGCUGCCCUGUUGCCCGUCUUGGUGCCCAGCAGCUAUACCAGCCACCCUGCCCCCAAGAAGGAAGUCAUCAUGGGCCGGCCUGGAACAGUGUGGACGAAUGUGGAACCUCGCUCUGUGGCCGUGUUCCCCUGGCACUCCUUAGUCCCCUUCUUGGCACCCAGCCAGCCUGACCCCUCCGUGCAGCCGAGUGAGGCCCAGCAACCUGCCAGCCACCCAGUGGCCUCCAACCAGAGCAAAGAACCUGCUGAAUCGGCAGCUGUUGCUCAUGAGCGGCCACCAGGUGGGACAGGGAGUGCUGACCCUGGGCGGCCCCCUGGAGCCACAUGCCCUGAGAGCCCAGGGCCCGGACCCCCACAUCCUUUGGGGGUGGUGGAACCUGGUAAGGGUCUGCCUCCCACCACAGAAGAGGAGGCUCCCGGCCCCCCAGGAGAGUCCCGGCUGGACAGUGAGACAGAGAGUGACCAUGAUGAUGCCUUCCUCUCCAUCAUGUCUCCUGAGAUCCAGUUGCCUCUUCCGCCCGGAAAACGUCGGACCCAGUCCCUCAGUGCCCUACCCAAGGAACGAGACUCAUCUUCUGAGAAGGAUGGACGCAGCCCCAACAAGCGAGAGAAAGACCACAUCCGGCGGCCCAUGAAUGCCUUCAUGAUCUUCAGCAAGCGGCACCGGGCCCUGGUCCACCAGCGUCAUCCCAACCAGGACAACCGGACUGUCAGCAAGAUCCUGGGCGAGUGGUGGUAUGCCCUGGGGCCCAAGGAGAAGCAGAAGUACCACGACCUGGCCUUUCAGGUGAAGGAGGCCCACUUCAAGGCCCACCCAGAUUGGAAGUGGUGCAACAAGGACCGAAAGAAGUCCAGCUCGGAGGCCAAGCCCACGAGCCUGGGGCUGGCAGGAGGGCACAAGGAGACGCGGGAGCGAAGCAUGUCGGAGACGGGCACUGCCGCUGCCCCUGGGGUGUCCUCUGAGCUUCUGUCUGUCGCGGCCCAGACACUCCUGAGCUCGGACCCCAAGGCUCCAGGGAGUAGCUCCUGUGGGACAGAACGGCUGCACACAGUUGGGGGACCUGGCUCAGCCCGGCCCCGAGCCUUCUCCCACAGUGGAGUACACAGUCUGGACGGUGGAGAAGUAGACAGUCAGGCACUACAGGAACUGACGCAGAUGGUGUCUGGCCCUGCAUCGUACUCUGGUCCAAAGCCUUCUACCCAGUAUGGAGCUCCAGGCCCCUUUGCAGCCCCCGGUGAGGGAGGUGCCUUGGCAGCCACUGGACGGCCCCCACUGCUGCCCACUCGAGCUUCUCGUUCCCAGCGUGCGGCCAGUGAGGACAUGACGAGUGAUGAGGAGCGCAUGGUCAUCUGUGAGGAGGAAGGAGAUGAUGACGUCAUCGCUGACGAUGGCUUCGGCACCACUGACAUUGAUCUCAAGUGUAAGGAGCAGGUGACCGACAGCGAGAGUGGGGACAGCUCUGGGGAGGACCCAGAAGGCAACAAGGGCUUUGGUCGGAAGGUGUUUUCACCUGUGAUCCGUUCCUCCUUUACCCAUUGCCGCCCCUCGCUGGACCCUGAGCCCCCAGGGCCCCCGGAUCCUCCUGCAGCUUUUGGCAAAGGCUAUGGUUCUACCCCGUCUUCCUCCUCUGCGUCCUCGCCCGCUUCUUCCUCAGCUUCGGCAGCCACCUCCUUCACAUUGGGCUCAGGAACCUUCAAGGCCCAGGAGUCUGGUCAGGGCAGCACAGCAGGUUCCCUGCGGCCCCCGCCCCCUGGGGCUGCGGGCCCAGGGACACCUUCCAAGGCGACCCGGUUCCUCCCAACGGAUCCUGUCACCUACCGGCGCAAGAGACCUGAAAGUGUGGGUGGCCUGGAGCCACCAGGCCCCUCUGUCAUCGCGGCCCCUCCCAGCGGAGGAGGAAGCAUUCUGCAGACACUGGUGCUGCCCCCAAACAAGGAGGAGCAAGAGGGUGGCGGAGCCAGAGUGCCCUCUGCCCCCGCCCCAUCACUGGCCUACGGGGCCCCAGCAGCUCCCCUGUCCCGUCCUGCCGCCACCAUGGUCACCAACGUGGUACGGCCUGUCAGCAGCACUCCUGUGCCCAUCGCCUCUAAGCCUUUCCCCACCUCUGGCCGGGCUGAGGCAUCUCCAAAUGACACAGCAGGUGCCAGGACUGAAAUGGGCACUGGGUCUCGGGUGCCUGGGGGCUCCCCGCUGGGUGUCAGCUUAGUGUAUUCGGACAAGAAGUCGGCAGCAGCCACCUCACCAGCCCCACAUUUGGUGGCUGGACCCCUGUUGGGCACUGUGGGGAAGGCGCCUGCCACUGUCACAAACCUACUGGUGGGCACCCCGGGGUAUGGGGCCCCUGUGCCCCCUGCUGUCCAGUUCAUUGCCCAGGGGGCCCCUGGCGGUGGGACCACUGCAGGCUCAGGAGCAGGUGCUGGGAGUGGCCCCAAUGGGCCAGUACCCCUGGGCAUUCUGCAACCAGGUGCCCUGAGCAAGGCUGGGGGAAUCACCCAGGUGCAGUACAUCCUGCCCACGAUGCCACAGCAGCUUCAAGUGGCACCUGCCCCAGCACCAGCCCCUGGGACCAAGGCAGCAGCUCCCAGCGGCCCUGCACCCACCACCAGCAUCCGUUUCACCCUCCCACCGGGCACUUCCACCAACGGCAAAGUCCUGGCUGCCACUGCACCCACUCCUGGCAUCCCCAUCCUGCAGUCGGUACCCUCCGCCCCACCCCCCAAAGCCCAGUCAGUUUCUCCAGUGCAGGCACCGCCCCCAGGUGGCUCAGCCCAGCUGCUUCCCGGGAAGGUCCUAGUGCCCCUGGCUGCCCCUAGCAUGUCAGUUCGGGGUGGAGGGGCCGGCCAGCCGCUGCCCCUGGUGAGCCCGCCCUUCUCAGUACCUGUGCAGAAUGGCGCCCAGCCACCCAGCAAGAUCAUCCAGCUGACCCCGGUGCCUGUGAGCACACCCAGCGGCCUGGUGCCGCCCCUGAGCCCAGCCACACUCCCUGGACCCACCUCACAGCCCCAGAAGGUCCUGCUGCCCUCUUCCACCAGAAUCACCUAUGUGCAGUCAGCGGGCGGGCAUGCGCUGCCUUUGGGUACCAGCCCUGCGUCCAGCCAGGCUGGAACAGUCACCUCGUAUGGGCCCACGAGCUCUGUAGCUCUAGGCUUCACCUCGUUGGGGCCCAGCGGCCCCGCCUUCGUGCAGCCCCUGCUCUCAGCAGGCCAAGCCCCACUGCUGGCUCCUGGUCAGGUGGGCGUGUCGCCUGUGCCCAGUCCCCAGCUGCCACCUGCCUGUGCAGCCCCUGGAGGUCCUGUCAUCACGGCGUUUUACUCUGGCAGCCCUGUACCCACCUCCUCAGCACCCCUGGCCCAGCCAUCCCAGGCCCCCCCAAGCCUGGUCUACACUGUGGCCACCAGCACAACUCCACCUGCAGCCACCAUUCUGCCCAAGGGGCCGCCGGCCCCUGCCACUGCCACCCCGGCCCCAACUAGCCCUUUCCCGAGUGCCACAGCAGGUUCCAUGACCUACAGCUUAGUGGCCCCCAAGGCCCAGCGGCCCAGCCCAAAGGCCCCCCAGAAAGUGAAGGCGGCCAUUGCCAGCAUUCCUGUGGGGUCCUUUGAGGCAGGUGCCUCUGGCCGGCCUGGCCCUGCACCCCGGCAGCCUCUGGAGCCUGGCCCAGUCCGAGAGCCAACUGCCCCAGAGUCUGAGCUUGAGGGGCAGCCCACACCACCAGCCCCUCCACCUCCGCCAGAGACCUGGACUCCCACAGCCCGGAGCAGCCCCCCACCGCCCCUGCCUGCUGAGGAGCGGACCUGCGCCAAGGGUCCUGAAACCAUGGCCAGCAAAUUCCCCAGCUCAUCUUCAGAUUGGCGCGUCCCUGGACAGGGCCUGGAGAGUCGUGGGGAGCCUCCCACCCCUCCCAGCCCAGCUCCAGCUCCAGCCGUAGCUCCUGGUGGCAGCAGCGAGGGCAGUAGUGGGCGGGCGGCCGGGGACACCCCCGAGCGCAAGGAGGCAGCUAGUGCUGGCAAGAAGGUGAAGGUGCGGCCCCCGCCCCUGAAGAAGACCUUUGACUCUGUGGACAACAGGGUCCUGUCAGAAGUGGACUUUGAAGAGCGCUUUGCAGAGCUGCCUGAGUUUCGGCCUGAGGAGGUGCUGCCCUCCCCUACCCUGCAGUCUCUGGCCACCUCACCCCGGGCCAUCCUGGGCUCUUACCGCAAGAAGAGGAAGAAUUCCACGGACCUGGAUUCAGCACCCGAGGACCCCACCUCACCCAAGCGCAAGAUGAGGAGACGCUCCAGCUGCAGCUCGGAGCCCAACACCCCCAAGAGUGCCAAGUGCGAGGGGGACAUCUUCACCUUUGACCGUACAGGUACAGAAGCUGAGGACGUGCUGGGGGAGCUGGAGUAUGAGAAGGUGCCAUACUCUUCCUUGCGGCGCACCCUGGACCAGCGCCGGGCCCUGGUCAUGCAGCUCUUCCAGGACCAUGGCUUCUUCCCAUCAGCCCAGGCCACAGCCGCCUUCCAAGCCCGCUAUGCAGACAUCUUCCCCUCCAAGGUUUGUCUGCAGUUGAAGAUCCGUGAGGUACGCCAGAAGAUCAUGCAGGCAGCCACUCCCACGGAGCAGCCCCCUGGAGCUGAGGCCCCCCUCCCUGGACCACCCCCCACUGGCACCGCUGCUGCCCCUGCCCCCACUCCCAGCCCCGCUGGGGGCCCUGACCCCACCUCGCCCAGCUCGGACUCUGGCACGGCCCAGGCUGCCCCACCACUGCCUCCGCCACCAGAGUCAGGGCCUGGCCAGCCUGGCUGGGAGGGGGCUCCACAGCCCUCCCCCCCACCCCCAGGUCCCUCCACAGCUGCCACAGGCAGGUGAGAGACCCCUGAGAGGAUCCCAGGACUCACAGUACCCCCUCAGGACAUGGACAGUAUGUGGGGGCAGGAAUGGGGGGCAGGAUGGUUAUCUCCUCCCAAGUAAAGCCAUUUCGUCCUCUCCAGUUUGGGGCGGAAUGAGGCCUGCUCCUCUUGUAUAUACCCCCUUCCUCCGCAGCUUCCUCCCGAUGCUGGGGGGCAGCUGAGGGGGCCGCAGGGGCAGUCUCCCUCCUCUGAGCCCCUGUACAUAACCUGGAGUGUGUGACCUUCAGAGCUUUUCACUUUAUGCAAAAUAGCUCCUGCCAGGGCUGCCAGCUGGAGGGUGGUGUCGGCCUUGGGCCACAGGGAGGCGCCUGUGGAAUAGGGGGGAGUUCACGCACCCCUUUUUUCCCCAGAGGGGCUGGACUCAGGUUAGUUUGGGGGUGGGGGCUCCUGCACUUUGCCACAGGCAUGGGGAGGGUUUUCUCCUCACCCCCUCUGCCCUCCCAACUUGGGUUGUACUUUCUAAGAAGGUGAUUCCCCCUGCCUUUGCCCCCUUUCCCAGAACAAAACAUGUUGAUCAUGUGCAAUAUUUCUUACUGUGCCGAGAAGCCGCGAUGAGCGAGAUUAAAGCUGUUUAACACA